Molecule: messenger RNA, 638 nt
Organism: Trachymyrmex cornetzi
Lineage: Eukaryota; Metazoa; Arthropoda; Insecta; Hymenoptera; Formicidae
Gene: galla-2
Product: MIP18 family protein galla-2
Exons: 3
Coding region: 91-561 (156 amino acids)
Cellular component (GO): cytosolic [4Fe-4S] assembly targeting complex
Source: RefSeq, a predicted model, not a curated record
ACGCACGAUCUCAAUAAUGUAAACUAGGCCGUGAUAAAAAAACGACAGGAUUUAGAUUAUGAAGAUUUGACGUUUAUUCGAUGGUAUACAAUGAGCGAAAACUUGGAGAACAUUAACCCAAAGCUCUAUAAGAAAUUAGAUGACCGAGAAAUCACAGUCGAAGAGCAAGACGAGGAUGUCGCGGAUGAAUUUGACGCGCGAGAGAUUUUCGAUAUUAUCAGGAACAUCAAUGAUCCGGAACAUCCUUUAACUUUAGAAGAACUGAAUGUAGUUGAACAGAAUCUCAUUGAAGUUGAUGACGAAAGGAACAGAGUAGAUGUAAAAUUCACACCUACAAUACCACAUUGCAGCAUGGCCACUUUGAUCGGUUUAUCCAUUCGUGUGCAAUUGCUACGUGCCUUACCCUCUAGGUUUAAGGUCAGUGUGGAAAUUUCACCAGGUACUCACAUCUCGGAGGCAGCAGUAAACAAGCAGCUUGCAGACAAAGAACGAGUAGCUGCGGCUUUAGAAAAUUCUAUGCUUCUUGGCGUGAUCAAUCAAUGUUUGGCACCGAAAGAUUAGCAAGUUGUAUAAAUUCCAAGAUUUUCAUGUUCAACCUUCCAACGUUUUUUUUUUAUUGAUUUCUUAGUCUAACUGAG